This is a messenger RNA of Platichthys flesus (European flounder), 2731 nucleotides long. RefSeq names its product cortexin-1-like. NCBI's taxonomy places the organism in Eukaryota, Metazoa, Chordata, Actinopteri, Pleuronectiformes, Pleuronectidae. The transcript is spliced from 2 exons. The record is from RefSeq and is a predicted model, not a curated record. Bases 1197 to 1577 code for a protein of 126 amino acids.
AGAGCAGAGAGCAUCCCAAAGUUUGAGUCUGCAGCUGUCCGGGCUCAGCGCGCACAAGGACCAGGCUACAAGGAGUCAGGUGGUGGUUUAGAGGAGGCUCCGGUGAUUCUUCGUCUUGACCAGGAACAUCUGUCUGUGAUGUCAGCACAACUGGAUGAGCUCGGUGAACACAUUCUGCCUUCCGCGGACUGAGGACUGAGGACUGAACUGGAUGAAGCCAAUGAAGCUUUUACUGUGUGACUGAUAAAAACGUACCUCUUGCUGCUUGUCUUGUCAGGAGAAGCAGUUUUCUGAGGAGAUCAUCCCAAAGGGAAACAGUGAGAGUAACUUAUUACAACACCUGACAGCUCUCUGACCUACUUAUCAUGCUUCAGCGAGCUGGGCUGACGGAAAAAACUUUGCAUUUAGCAGUUGCCACCAGGGAAGGUGGUGCAAUGUUUUAUAUUCAGGGCUAUCGAUCCACUGACCUCCUGAUCUAAUUAGCCAUAAACAAAUGCCCAAGCGGAUGAACACCUGGUGUUACCGGAUCCUGCAGACGCUUUAAAUAGCCUCGUGAACACUUGUCUCUGGCUCUUAGUUCAGUGACAUAACACACACACACAGACAGCUAUAUGCAACUGGGUGAUAAAAGUCCAUCUGUGCGUCAUUAACUCCCUCAGAGAGUGCGAUCAGACAUGUGUUUGGAUUAGCAGGAGACAAUGUCACAUCCUGUCUACAUCGAGUGAGGGAGAGAGCUGAUAAAAAAACAAGAAAAACUAUACCUGCCCGAGGGUGGGCCACUAAAGCCUGUGCGCCACAGAGCUUGAUUGAAUCGCUUCCUCGAAAUGUGCGACAGUAAAAAGUAGUCCAUGUUAAUUGAAAAGUGCUCGUGUGCAUAUUGAUGUGUGUCUGUCACAUUGUCGGAGCAGAUUAAGGCUGGGCCUGUCUGGUCAUGUCACUCUGACUGACCUGGAUUUAAUUAAAGAAACUGGCCACCAGAGGAAGAUGUGCAUCCCCCUGUGAUCAGAACACACACACACACACACACACACUUCUAUUACUGGAGUCGUCUUACUUGUUGACAACCUGCUAAUUUGGGCUACCUAACUCCAUCCCCCAACAAACAGGGUCUACAGUAUAAAACCUGUAUAGCUUUUUUUUUUGUUAACUCGCAUAUUAAGAUCUCCAUUUUGGCCUCUCUUACCACGCUGCUUCUCAUGAGCACGUUCCCUUUCUUCUCCGCAACUCCUCCCAACACACCAACCAUCCAAUCAGUGUGUAAACCCUGCUUUCGGGUCCCGUGGAGGAUGAACGAUGUGCCAACCAUUGACUACGAGUUGCUGCUGUCCCCGGCCAGCUCCUCCCUCCCUGGCAGUCCUGGCGGUGGCAGCAGCAGCCCCCCUCUGACCAUGGUCGGGGUAGACAAUGAGCAGCGCACCGCCUUGGCCUUCGUAGGUCUACUCAUGCUUUUCCUGGUCUUCCUGCUGGUCAGGUGCUUCAGGAUCCUGCUUGACCCCUACAGUCGCAUGCCUGCAUCAUCCUGGACUGACCACAAGGAGGGGCUGGAGAGGGGUCAGUUUGAUUAUGCACUGGUUUAGGGUGGUGUGUCAACGGGGUCUAGAAGACGAAAUAUUUCAAUGUACACAGACACAAUCUUUUACGGCCUAGUCUAAUUCAUAGAUGGUGAUAGACGGCGCAAUGCAGGGUAUUAAAAAUGCUCCAUAAGCAGUAGGUUUACCUAAUGUUACUGAAGUCUGCGCACUGGUGUAAAUAUGAGGCUGCUGUACCUUAUCCUACCACAACAAGAUUGGUCCAACGAGAGCCUCACCCUGCAAGAUAAACACUCACCCAUACUCGGAAAUAAUAAGCUGCACAGCUGCCUUAACCUGAACUAAUGUAAGAUGCGACCAUGCCGCCACAUAAUGACAUCACCUGUAGGGCUAGUUAUUCCAAAUCCGACUUGUCAGAUCACAACAUAGUUUCAAACUUCGAAGCUGCAUUUGUGGCAAGAACACACAGGAAGGACACGGUUCACACUUGAGCAGACGCCCCUAUAAAGGAACCAAGGUCCAUUAAAAAGCCUCCAUAUGUCGACGUGCUAAUCCUGCUGCACAAACCUCACGUGUGUUUUGAUCUCGGACACUGAUCCUGGAGCAGCACCAGACGAGCUCCAGAUGCUUUUUUAGAGCCCGAGCACGUAGUUUAUGUGUCCAUAAAACUUUGUCCGUGUAUGUUUUGUGUGUUAUGGUCACUAUAACUGAGAAGCCAUAUUGAAACUAUAUAAUCUCUUACACUGCAAGUAGAAUUUAUGUUCAUUGGUAGUGUCCUUUGCUUAGUCGGCCUGCCAAGUGUGGUGAUGAAGCAAACAGCGACUUUUAGGGGGAAAAAGCUUUAUUUUUCUAUUCCUGACUCAAGUUUGAGAGUCUCCUUUUUGCUAUCUUUCUGUCCUUCUCCUCUCACCAUAUUGAUCCUUAGACUGUGAGUUUCCAGAGGUAGUCGCAAAGCAGGUAGCUUUGCUCCUUUGUGUUUUGUAACUACAGAUUUUUCUGACUAUCUGCUUUGUUUUUGAUAAACUGUGAAGAAAUCGGUGAAAUUAUACGAAUUCCUCCUUUAAUUCCUCUUCUUUAAUUUCUACUGAUAGAUCGAACGUGUGGAAGUUGAGAAUGAAAUAAAAAGCGAUUACUACUUCUUCUUCAUGUGUCACAUUUGUCAGCAACAAACACGGUGAGGAAAGGAAAGAAAAACUCAGGCA